Molecule: messenger RNA, 1260 nt
Organism: Limanda limanda (common dab)
Lineage: Eukaryota; Metazoa; Chordata; Actinopteri; Pleuronectiformes; Pleuronectidae
Gene: ednrba
Product: endothelin receptor Ba
Exons: 7
Coding region: 1-1260 (419 amino acids)
Biological process (GO): vasoconstriction; enteric nervous system development; regulation of blood pressure
Cellular component (GO): membrane
Molecular function (GO): endothelin receptor activity
Source: RefSeq, a predicted model, not a curated record
AUGAAGACUCCUCUCCUCUGCGUGGGGUUGCUACUCUUGACGGGUCACAUCCUUGUGGCCAGUGGGCAGCUGGAGCCAAAGAAACAAGUCCCCCAAGACCCUCUUCCUGUAACCCAGAGGCUUGGGCUUGUUGAGAGGGACGUGAAGGGUCCUGUGAGGCCCAACAUCACCAUGCCCCGUCGCCGGCUCCCUCCCAUGUGCACUGGACCCACGGAAAUCCGAGACACCUUCAAGUACAUCAACACGGUGGUGUCCUGCUUGGUGUUUGUUGUCGGUAUCAUCGGCAAUUCCACUCUUCUGAGGAUCAUCUAUAAGAAUAAGUGCAUGCGCAACGGGCCAAACAUCCUGAUCGCCAGCCUGGCUCUCGGGGACCUGCUGCAUAUCAUCAUUGGCAUUCCCAUUAAUGUUUACAAGCUCCUCGCAGAAGACUGGCCCUUCGGUGUGGCUCUGUGCAAGCUGGUGCCGUUUGUGCAGAAAGCUUCAGUUGGGAUCACAGUGCUGAGCCUGUGUGCUUUGAGUAUUGACAGGUAUCGUGCCGUGGCCUCCUGGAGCCGUAUCAAAGGCAUCGGCGUUCCAAAGUGGAUGGCUAUUGAGAUAGCUCUCAUCUGGAUAAUAUCCAUCAUCCUGGCUGUGCCAGAGGCAAUAGCUUUUGACAUGAUCACUAUGGACUACAAAGGAGAACACUUGAGGAUCUGCUUGCUUCACCCAAUGCAGCAAGCCGAGCUUAUGAAGUUUUAUAAAUCAGCAAAGGACUGGUGGCUGUUCAGUGCAUAUUUCUGUCUACCAUUGGCCUGCACGGCUAUUUUCUACACCCUGAUGACCUGUGAGAUGCUGAGGAAGAAGAAUGGCGUCCAGAUCGCUCUUAGUGAUCACCUCAAACAGCGGAGGGAGGUGGCUAAGACCGUCUUCUGCCUGGUUCUGGUCUUUGCUGUCUGCUGGCUGCCUCUGCACCUCAGCCGUAUCCUGAAGCUGACCAUCUAUGAUGAGAAAGACCCAAACCGCUGUGAACUUCUCAGUUUCUUUUUGGUCCUGGAUUACAUCGGCAUCAACAUGGCAUCUGUCAACUCCUGCAUCAACCCCAUCGCCCUCUACAUGGUCAGCAAGCGCUUCAAGAACUGCUUCAGGUCCAGCCUGUGCUGCUGGUGUCUACCGGCCGAGAUGUUAAUGGAUGAGAAACAGUCGUGCAUGAAGCUGAAAGUCACUGAUCGGGCUUCUGACCAGAGCAACUCUCGCAUGACCAACAAAUCUACCACAGCAUGA